This is a messenger RNA of Phyllostomus discolor (pale spear-nosed bat), 3031 nucleotides long. It is a transcript of the gene NAIF1, whose product is annotated as nuclear apoptosis inducing factor 1. The transcript has 2 exons. The record is from RefSeq and is a predicted model, not a curated record. NCBI's taxonomy places the organism in Eukaryota, Metazoa, Chordata, Mammalia, Chiroptera, Phyllostomidae. Gene Ontology annotation, cellular component: nucleus. Bases 984 to 1967 code for a protein of 327 amino acids.
AGAGGGGCGGAACCUCCUCAAGGACUGCCCAUAUCUUCCCGGACUGCUCAGAUCAAUGGAGACAGCGGGGCGAUUCCGGCUCAGCCUGGGGCCGAUUCAAACUGAGAGGGGCGGGGAUUGGCUGAGCCGGGCCGAAGAGAGGAGAUCACGCCGCUAUAGGCAGAAGUUAUAUGAUGGGCAGGAGGAAGGCCCCGUGUCCAGUUUCCAUUGAGUAACUCUGUUUAGACUUCGGAAUCGUAAGGAUGGGAGGAGAGGUCGUGUACGAAGAGGUCGUAUUCUUCGGUGGGGAAAUAGGAGUUGUGUGAGGGGUAAUCGUGAGCUGAAGCUCAAACUCGUUUGCGCUCCCGGGUGGAAUUAAAAAUUAGUUGGCUAACGGCUCAAGCCGAAAGCACCAGGGAUCAUCAGGAGGCCAGGCGUUGAUCAUUUAAUUCCCUAUACCACCAAUAAAGUAAAUGAAUUUAAUAGCGUGAUAGUAAUACCGAUGAUUGAACGACAACGAUUUUUCACUGGAAAUUAAUAAAGACUCAGUGGGCGGAGCGCUCUGCGGCGAAAGACACACCUUUAGACCAACAAUGAGGCCAAUUCCAGUAAGUGGGCGUGCUCUGCAGCUGAGUGACAGAUCACAAGAACCAGUGAGCGACUUGAUGUUGGGUCGCGACCAACUGGGAGGGCGGGUUCUCCUGGAGAAGCGCUGGGAGGCGGGAAGAGGGGAAGUGGGCGGAUCUCCGCACACCCCGGCGGAAGAGGCAGAUUCAGGAAGCCAUUACGCAGCUGGCUGGCAGCGGCUGGGCAGGUCGGCGCUGGGCCCUACGCACUUUGCGUAACAAGGGGGGUUACCAAAGACCUGGAGCUUGGCCUUGGGCAAGCCCAGCCUAUCUCAUGUUGGGGGGUGGGUGAGCGGCGAGGCUGUGGAAGAAGAGAAGGGGAAUUGGGCGGUUGAAGGGAUUAUAAUUUCUUCAGAAAGAAGGGGUAGGGGAGAGGCCAUGGCUGUCCCAGCCAAGAAGAGGAAGAUGAACUUCUCUGAGCGAGAGGUGGAGAUCAUCGUGGAGGAGCUGGAACUGAAGAAGCACCUGCUGGUGAACCACUUCAACGCCGGGGUCCCUCUGGCUGCCAAGAGCGCGGCCUGGCACAGCAUCCUGAGAAGGGUUAACGCUGUGGCCACCUGCCGCAGAGAGCUGCCCGAGGUCAAGAAGAAGUGGUCUGACCUCAAGACCGAGGUCCGUCGCAAGGUUGCCCAGGUCCGGGCAGCUGUGGAGGGUGGUGAGGCCCCAGGGCCCACUGAGGAAGAUGCAGCUGGUGGGCCAGGGACAGGUGGUAGCAGUAGUGGCGGUGGCCCAGCUGUAGCCCCGGUACUGCUCACCCCCAUGCAACAGCGCAUCUGCAAUCUGCUGGGCGAGGCCACCAUCAUCAGCCUGCCCAGUACCACAGAGAUCCACCCCGUGGCCCUCGGACCCCCGGCUACUGCAGCCGCAGCCACGGUCACCCUGACACAGAUCCCCACGGAGACCACCUAUCACACGCUGGAAGAGGGGGUGGUGGAGUACUGCACGGCGGAGGCCCCCCCGCCCCUGCCGGCGGAGGCCCCCGUGGAGAUGAUCACCCAGCACGCCGACCCCUCAGUCAAGCCGCAGGCGCUCAAGAGCCGCAUCGCCCUCAACUCGGCCAAGCUGAUCCAGGAGCAGCGCGUCACCAACCUGCACGUGAAGGAGAUCGCCCAGCACCUGGAGCAGCAGAACGACCUGCUGCAGAUGAUCCGCCGAUCGCAGGAGGUGCAGGCCUGCGCCCAGGAGCGCCAGGCCCAGGCCAUGGAGGGCACCCAGGCGGCCCUGAGCGUCCUCAUCCAGGUCCUCCGGCCCAUGAUCAAGGACUUCCGCCGCUACCUGCAGAGCAACACGCCCAACCCUGCCCCCGCCUCGGACCCUGGACAGAUGGCCCAGAAUGGGCAGCCAGACAGCAUCAUCCAGUGAGGGCAGGCUUUGAGCUAGCCUUCUGCUCCGAUGGGAUGACGUGGCCGUGGUCUUGUAAGCGGGUCCUGUGACUGGCCUUCGGCUGGGGCCGGCCGCAUGGACUGCUCCCUCUGUAAUAGACAUGGAGGAGCUCCGCUGUUUUCGAGAAAGAGAGGAGACUGGGAAGAGGGGCUUGCUGGGGUCCUGGGACCCAAGCCCUCUAACCCCCACAGUUCCGGCCGCCUUGUCAAGAACCCGAAGACUGGUCAGGCGCUGGCGAUGGGACACGUGUUGUUGUGAGCCAGGGCUUGUGACAGGACCCAGCCUCAGUCAGGACACUCGUAAGGAAGGCUGUCAUUGGGGCAUCGUCACGCAGCCACACAGCAAGGGGAGGGGUGUCUGGGCUGAAUGCCCCACCCCCAAGUGCCAUCUCUUGAGUAAGAUGACAUCAGCGGCGCUGGCAGCAGCGUGGUGGCAUCUCCUUCCUCCCGUGGGAGGCGGGGUGACUGGGCCUGUGGAGAAACCCCGCCCGUACCCCUCACUGCGCCUCCGUUCUCAGGGGACUCUACUCAGUGCCCGUGCCCUUUCCUCCUCACCCCGUGCGCGGCAGGGGCCCUUGGUGCUGCCCGGGGCUGCCCCCGCGAUACACCGAGGAUGUGGCCCGCCGGGCGCAGGGGUGCCGUGCGUGGCGGGGCAGGCUUGGCUGCCACCUGGUCUUCCACUGCGUCCCCGGGCAGCCCUUGCGUGGCUUGUCCCGUCAGCUUUUGACUCAGGUCAAGCAUCGGGCUUUGGGUGCUGUACAUUUUAGAGGAAGCAAGCCAGUGUGGACACUCGUUGCCCCACUGCGGGGGUCCGUGGCGACCUGUGGGCCCCUUCCAGAAGCCUCGCUUCAAGCCACUUGUAUUUAUUCUGCCCACGAACGCCUCCUGGGAAGGCCUCCAGGUUCUCCGAGGGCCACUCGGGCCACGUCCUUCCUCCUUUCUUCUCUACUGACUGCACACUUCCAAAUCUGAAGGAAAAAAAAAAAAAAGCCUGCUCUGCAUCACACUGGACAACGUUCACACAUCAUUCGGAGUCUUAUGCCC